Messenger RNA from Nannospalax galili (Upper Galilee mountains blind mole rat), 1237 nucleotides. RefSeq names its product cAMP responsive element modulator (gene Crem). Gene Ontology annotation, molecular function: RNA polymerase II cis-regulatory region sequence-specific DNA binding; DNA-binding transcription factor activity, RNA polymerase II-specific; protein binding. The coding region runs from base 296 to 1237 and encodes 313 amino acids. Gene Ontology annotation, biological process: regulation of transcription by RNA polymerase II. Lineage: Eukaryota; Metazoa; Chordata; Mammalia; Rodentia; Spalacidae. The transcript is spliced from 9 exons. Gene Ontology annotation, cellular component: ATF4-CREB1 transcription factor complex; nucleus. The record is from RefSeq and is a predicted model, not a curated record.
AUCCGUCCCCCCCACCUCCCGCGGUGGCCGUGGGGGAAGGGAGGGCGGGGCUCUAGGACGUGGUUCUGUCCGCUGCUCCGCGGCUUUUGGUUCGCGUCUGCGAGGAGUCCGCGACUACCGCAUCAGAGCUGACGUGGGCGCGACGUGGGGCCGCUCUGAGCCGCGGUGAGGCUAGGCGUCCCCACCUCCUCCAGUUCGUAAUCAGUGACGAGUCCGCUACGUAAAUCUCUUUGCGGCGGAUAAAUAAAAAAGAAAACGGGGAAGGAGCAAAGGAUUGAUUACAGAUGUAAUAAUAAUGAGCAAAUGUAGCAGGAAAAAGUGUAUUAGGACAAAUGUAAGACAAAUGACCAUGGAAACAGUUGAAUCUCAGCAGGAUCGAAGUGCGGCGCUUUCUGUGGCAGAGUGCAGCUCUGCUCAUAAGCAGACUCAGACUCGUCAAAUUUCUGUUCCUACUCUGGCUCAGGUUUCUGUAGCUGGAUCAGGCACUGGAAGAGGCUCCCCAGCUGUGACUCUAGUACAGUUGCCUUCGGGCCAGACUGUACAGGUCCAGGGAGUAAUUCAGACAUCACAUCCAUCGGUCAUUCAGUCACCACAAAUACAAACUGUUCAGGUAGCAACAAUUGCAGAGACAGAUGAUUCUGCAGAAUCAGAAGGUGUAAUUGAUUCUCAUAAACGUAGAGAAAUCCUUUCACGAAGACCCUCAUAUAGAAAAAUACUGAAUGAACUUUCCUCUGAUGUGCCUGGUAUUCCCAAGAUUGAAGAAGAAAAAUCAGAGGAAGAAGGAACACCACCUAACAUUGCUACCAUGGCAGUACCAACUAGCAUAUAUCAGACUAGCACGGGGCAAUACAUUGCUAUAGCCCAAGGUGGAGCAAUCCAGAUUUCUAACGCAGCAUCUGAUGGUGUUCAGGGACUCCAGGCAUUAGCAAUGACAAACUCAGGAGCUCCUCUGCCAGGUGCUACGAUUGUACAGUAUGCAGCACAGUCAGCUGAUGGCACACAGCAGUUCUUUGUACCAGGCAGCCAGGUUGUUGUUCAAGAUGAGGAAACUGAACUUGCCCCAAGUCACAUGGCUGCUGCCACAGGUGACAUGCCAACUUACCAGAUCCGGGCUCCUACUACGGCUUUGCCACAGGGUGUGGUGAUGGCUGCAUCACCAGGAAGUCUGCACAGUCCCCAGCAACUAGCUGAAGAAGCAACUCGUAAGCGGGAGCUGAGGCUGAUGAAAAACAGGUAA